Molecule: messenger RNA, 2032 nt
Organism: Medicago truncatula (barrel medic)
Lineage: Eukaryota; Viridiplantae; Streptophyta; Magnoliopsida; Fabales; Fabaceae
Product: RNA-binding KH domain-containing protein PEPPER
Exons: 6
Coding region: 137-1549 (470 amino acids)
Molecular function (GO): RNA binding
Source: RefSeq, a predicted model, not a curated record
UUCAUCAUCAUCAUCAUACUACAGUCACGUGCACAAAGUUUCCAAAACAACACAAGAAACCAAAGCACCAACACACGCGCUUCACUUACCUUAAUUUUAUCUUUCUACUCUCAAAAACCUCACCUUAACCCUUAUUAUGGCCACCACCGAACAACCCCAAAACGGCACCGCCACACUCCCACCGGAAAAUCCCUCCGCCGACGCACAACAACUCACCAUCGACACCGAAGCAACCACCAACGAAUCCACUCAGGAAAUCGAGACGGUAACCGAAACCGGAACAGACACCGCGGCCACCGCCGUUACUCCUCCGGAGCAGAGAUGGCCGGGUUGGCCUGGAGACUGCGUGUUCCGUUUGAUAGUUCCUGUUGGGAAAGUCGGUGGAAUCAUUGGUCGUAAAGGAGACCUCAUCAAGAAGCUUUGUGAUGAAACGAAAGCUCGUGUUCGUGUUCUUGAUGCCGAUCUUGGUAUUCCUGAUCGAAUUAUACUUAUAUCAGGGAAGGAAGAACUUGAAGCAGCUAUUUCCCCUGCAAUGGAUGCUGUUAUAAGGAUAUUCAAACGCGUCUCUGGAUUGUCUGAGACUGACAGUGAGAAUAAAGGACCUGCUGGGGUUACACUUUGCUCCAUCCGAUUACUGGUGGCAUCAACACAGGCUAUCAGUUUGAUCGGAAAGCAAGGAACAAUAAUCAGAUCCAUACAAGAGAGUUCUGGUGCUUCUGUUAGAGUACUGUCAGGAGAUGAAGUGCAAUAUUUUGCUACUGCGGAAGAGAGGAUUGUAGACCUGCAGGGAGAAGCCUUGAUGGUUCUUAAAGCUCUGGAAGCCGUGAUUGGCCAUCUGAGGAAGUUUUUGGUUGAUCACAGCAUUCUUCCCGUAUAUGAGAAAACUUACAAUGCAUCUCUCCCACAACAAGACCGUCAAGCAGAGACCUGGUCUGACAAGCCAUUGCUGCAUACCACUUCACAGACUAGCAUGUUUUCUGAUAUUCCUUUUCCAACAAAAAGGGAUUCUGUCUUUGCUGACCGUGAAAGUCAUUUGGACUCAUUGCUCUCAUCCUCCACUAUGUCUCUCUAUGGGCAAGAUUCUUCUCUUUCUGGUGUUCGUUCUUCAUCUCUUAGUCGUGUUGGUGCUCCUAUUGUUACUACAGUGAUACAAACCAUGCAAAUACCGCUAUCCUAUGCGGAGGACAUCAUUGGCAUUCAAGGGACUAAUAUAGAUUAUAUUCGCCGCACUAGUGGAGCCAUAUUGACUGUGCAGGAGAGCAGGGUGCCUGAUGAAAUCGUUGUGGAAAUAAAAGGAACCACAUCCCAGGUUCAAACAGCACAGCAACUGAUACAGGAAGUUAUAAGCAGUCACAGAGAACCUGUCACCAACAGCUAUGGAAGGUUGGAUGCAGGAAGAAUGGAUGUGGGUCUAAGGUCUUUAUAUUCUCAGUCUUCAUACUCUCAGUUGGGCAAUACAUCACGUAUCCCGCCUUCUUCAUUGUCAUCACAACCAUACACAGGUUAUGGAGCAUCUGGUUUAGGAGACUAUAGUACUUUCAGGCUUUAGUUGGUAUCUCUUUAGUCAAAGGCCUCAAGUGCACUCCAUUUGGACUAGCAAUACUCACUAUAAUACUCUCUUAACACUUUCUCUUACUGGAGAGAGAGCCUGAGUACUAGCAAUACUCACUAUAAUUCUCUCUAACACUCUUUCUCUUAUCGGUUCAAGAUUCGUGUGGGCCCUGCCUAAAUUGGUAAGACCUACAUGAAUUUUAUCUGAUAAAAGAGGGGGUAUUGGAGAGUGUUAAAGCGAGUCUAUCCAACACUUCUCAUGGAGAGGAUGAUGCUUGAAUGUAUUAUGAAGCCUCCCUAAUAGCGCGUUUUUCUGUUAUCUGAUAUCUUGUAUGGUGGAUAAUUUUGAGGUAGCAAAUAGUUGAGAAUUGUAGUGGAUAAUGUAAUGAAAUAUCAGCCAUCUUAACGAUUUUGUUGUCUAACAUGUGAUGUUUGAUUAUUCUGUUAUUUGCAAUAUCAAAUAUCAAUAACUUCAUGGCAA